Molecule: messenger RNA, 2658 nt
Organism: Purpureocillium lilacinum
Lineage: Eukaryota; Fungi; Ascomycota; Sordariomycetes; Hypocreales; Ophiocordycipitaceae
Biological process (GO): protein import into nucleus; ribosomal large subunit export from nucleus; ribosomal small subunit export from nucleus
Cellular component (GO): nuclear pore
Molecular function (GO): structural constituent of nuclear pore; protein binding
Source: RefSeq, a predicted model, not a curated record
AUGCCCAAGGUCAAGCACUACUCGGCGGCCUGGCUGUCGGGCAGCGCCACGGGCCACCAGCUGUUUGAGCCGUCGGCCGAGUCGAUUCGAUCGCGGGCGCUGUCGCCGGCGUACUCGUCCAAGAAGAAGCCCGUUCUGGGGCCGCGGAGGACCAUUGCGCGACGCGGCACCGAGGUCUUUGUCGCCGUGGGCAGGGAGAUCCGCUGGGGCGACCUCGUCUACCUCAAGGAUGAGUGGGCGAGCAAGCUCCAGUCGAGGGCGCGCUCCGGCUCGACCGUCCGCAUCAAGAGGGAGGACUCGUAUCACUCCAUCGACGGUGACGGCGACAUUGCGGCCGCGCCAGGACUUCGGGUCCUGAAAACGCCCGUGGCAGAUGACAUCCGUCAGCUCAUCAUCUCGCCCAACUCAAACUACCUUGCUAUUCUCACGACACACACCGUUCACAUAUGCGUCCUGCCGGAUUCUUCACAUCUCACGAGCGAGGACACGGGCCCAAUGCGCCCCAAGAUCUUCACCCUUGGUCCUACAACGCACGUCACUUCUCGAUCGCCCAUUGCGUCUGCGCUGUGGCAUCCGCUGGGAGUUAAUGGCUCCUGCAUAGUCACGGUCACUACGGACGCAAUUGUCCGCCUCUGGGAGCUGUCUCCCGAGAACCGCUGGUCGUUCGACACUCCCGCUACUUCAGUGGACCUCAAGAAGCUCGCCGACGGCACCACGCUAGACCAGGACUUUGCUGCGUCAACGACGACCACCAACAAGGGCUUCUCUCCUGACAGCUUCGAGAUGGAAGUGGCUGCUGCCGCCUUUGCAACUAAGGGUUCGGGCGGCUGGAAUCCCAUGACCCUCUGGGUGGCCAUGCGGGAAGGAGACGUGUAUGCGUUGUGCCCCUUGCUGCCUCAACGCUGGGCACCACCCCCUACGCUGAUACCGUCUCUAUCCGUGUCGAUUGUCACCACAGUGGCGAGCAUCGAGGAUGACCCCGCCAUCGACGACAAUGAGCGACUCCUGGCUCAGCAGCAGAUGCAGUGGAUGGGCGAACUGGACUCACAGGAACCCCAGGUUAUCGAAGGACUCCCUGGUGAACCUCCGGUUGAGGUGUUUACCAGACCGUCUCACCCUGGUGCAAUCCCAAGGCUGCAAGGCCCGUUUUAUCUCGACAGCAAUCCGGACUCAAAUGAUGAUCUCGACACGACAAUUACCGACAUCUUAGUCAUUGGCAAGAAGACUGAGACGGAUGAUCUGAUGAUGGGCGAGGAUGAGGAGUUGGACAUGGAUGGCGACCAGGAGGGCCUAUCUCUGGCUGUCAUCUGCCUGUUAUCCACCAGCGGCCAGGUCAGAGUCUACCUGGACCUCGAAGGGGUGCAGGCCCAAUGGCUGCCGCCUAGAAGCAAGUCCAAAGCGAUACGGGUGCCAGCGGCGCUGGACCAGCCAUCGCUACUUACUUUCCAGGCCAUCGAUACGAUGAGUCCAGUCGAGAUCACGGAAGAGAGCUGGCCCCUGUUCAGCACCGACGUCAUGUCCCGCUACAACUUCUUCGUCACGCAUCAGGCUGCAAUUACGUUUGUCUCACUCACAUCGUGGGUCUUUCGCCUAGAAGGUGAGCUGCUUGGUGACCAUGAGGCUGGCACAGACUUCAGGAUCGGCUUGUUGGUGAACUCGCAGUCUGCUAGAGACAGAAUAUUUGCGCAGCCGACGGCCGACAUUGCCGUCCCCCUGGCUGCGGCCGUGGCUAUCCGCGACCCGGACCUAGGCUACUUUUUGCUGUCCGCGACACCGCACGAUCCGAUCGCACUCACCUUUGAGACGCCUGAUAUCGAUCUCGCACCCAUUCGUUCCGAGAGCCCAGUACGGGAGCGCGAGGCGAGCAUGGCGCCGCUGGACUUUUACGAACCGCGGCCUGUCUUUAACCCGCCGUACGCAUUCGACGAAGGCUCGUCUUUGCCCGUCUUUCUCGAGCGCUUGCGGAGUUCCAGGCACAAGACGCUGGUCAACCAGGAGGUGAAGCUUAGCCCACUCACACUGCAGCUCUUCACGGACGCGCACAAGGUGUUGAGCGACGAGACGUACAAGCUCGGGCUGGCGGCUGCGGAGGUGUUCCGGCGGUGCGAGCUGCUCCAGUCGGAGCUACGGCAACAGGUCAGCAAGGCAAACGAGGUCAAGGGCAAGAUCGAUGCCAUCAGCGGGGCCAGCCGCGAUAACAACGAGGCGGACAACGCCAUGUACGAGCGACGCAUUUCCGAGGCAAAGGAGCGGCAGGAGAGGCUCACGGAGCGAGUGGAGAACCUGCGCAAGGUCGUAGGCAAAGCGACGACGAGGGACCUCAGCACGAAGGAGCGAGCCUUUGUGGAGGAAGUGAGAACGGUGGAGGCCAGCGUAUCUCGCCCCACGGGAGGCGAGGAAGCUGAGGCGAGGCAACGCUCGAAGCAACUGUGGAAGCGACUGGAGGAGGUGAAGCGCCUGCAGGGGGAGCUAGUCGGAGAGGUGGAGUCUCUACGGAGGUUCGGGGACGUGGAGGAGGUGACGUCGGCCAGCGAGCUGCGGAUCCCACAGGACAUCCGGCGCAGCAAGCUCCAGCAGGUGCAAGGCUUACUGUCUCGGGAGACGGCCCUGGUGGAGGCCGUGACGGCGCGACUGGAGCGACUGCAGGCCAACAUGUAA